AUGGUGGCGAGGAGCAGAAGAAGGGAUGGAGCCAAGGGGAUCCUGCUACUUCUGGAGGGGCAGCUGAAGGGAAAGAGGUUCUUCUGCGGUGAUGCCAUCCGCCUCGUGGACAUCGCCGUCGGCGGGCUGGUGCACUGGCUGGGCGUCGUCGGGGAGAUCUGCGGGGUGACGCUCGCUGGUCGCCGACGAGGAGUUCCCCGGUCUCUGCCGCAGGGCCAAGGCCUAUGUCUAGGAGGUGCAUGUCAAGCGGUGCCUGCCGGGAUGCGCUCGUCGCCAUGUUCUUUGUGUGCUGGGAGAUGA
This is a messenger RNA of Triticum turgidum subsp. durum (durum wheat), 300 nucleotides long. Lineage: Eukaryota; Viridiplantae; Streptophyta; Magnoliopsida; Poales; Poaceae. The record is from the annotation of a GenBank genome assembly.